Molecule: messenger RNA, 3445 nt
Organism: Aplysia californica (California sea hare)
Lineage: Eukaryota; Metazoa; Mollusca; Gastropoda; Aplysiida; Aplysiidae
Product: ceramide kinase
Molecular function (GO): kinase activity
Source: RefSeq, a predicted model, not a curated record
CACAACAGGCCGACCGCGAGUUGUCGGCGCGAUGGGGGAAGACUUGUGUUGUUGGUGGUGCUGUUGGUCCCAGAUCUCCUGAACAUGGUCAACAGUCGGGACGGCGACAGGCUAGAGCACACGUGCUACUCCUUCCACCACUGUUCACUUGAGGAAAAGACACUCAAAGAAUAAGCUGUGGAAUUUCGCGUGGAAGAACGUGUUUCGAUUUCUUGUUUGCUUACUGGGACCGGUUGUUACUACACUGUGUGCUGCAUGACCUUCGACACUUUAGUAACUCAACUCGGAUUUUCACUUCGGACAAAUCGCACGGAAUAAUACUACUACUAUCACAAUGAGAGGCUCCUUCACAAAGCGAGGUCGCAAAUGCGAUGUUACUGUCACCAAAACGCAUCUCAAGUGUACGCUCAAGAACAAUCUUGGAUCUAACGUGUUAUGGAGCGUGAGCCUGGACGAUAUCCUCGCUGUGCAGACGCAGUCACGUGACAACAGUGAGCUCAACAGCGUGGUCGUGCACUACGCCGCCCGGGGCAAAGGUCAUUCGCUGACCUGGGCCAAACUCGUGCUGUCCGGUGACCCGGACCUUUGCAAAGAACUCAACAACAGCUUCGCCACCACACUGCCAGAGACACGGGGUCCGGAUGAUACGCCCAACGCCUUCCAGGAUGUGGAUUUCUCAGAACUCGAUGGCGUGUUGUGUGUUGGAGGGGACGGUCACUACUCCAAGGUGGUCACGGCGCUAGUGGACAAGCACCAGGAGUCUGUGGGGGCCGAUGUCAAAGACCCGGAUGCUGAACUGCGACCUCUGCCUUUCCCUGUCGGGGUCAUCCCUGGGGGGUCGGGCAACUACAUCCCCUUCUACCUCCACGGGAGCCGAGACCCCCUCACGGCCGCCAUUAAAGUGGUUCUAGUAUGACUUCGACUUCGUGCGGACAGAGCGAACCUCCAGGUUCAGAAUAUCCCUGCCCAAUGCCCAAACAACUACGUCUGCCACCGGAGAAACGUCAUUGGAGGAGCAUUUCUACCUGAACCUGGACGGAGAGGCUUUGCUCAUUCACAAACCUCACUUUGACGUCAGGUUACACACAGGUGUCGUUACUCUUUUCGGAACGCAGCAGCACAAGUGAUGGAACAGCUGGCUCCGCGGAGGGCAGACUGGCCCCAAAAUGUACCAUAGUCGUUCAACUCUUUAGUAGACUCUCGGCGAAUGCGAUGUCGGCGGGCUGCAUCGGACAAGCAAAGUUAUAAAUAUCAUGUGCCUGGUCUCUUUCUGUCCAUUUCAUGAUGGUAAAGAGCUUUCGGCAUACUUUUCAGUUAGACCCACGCGCGUACGUUGGUGUUUGUAGAAGACUUAGUUGCGUUUGGCUUAUCUGGCUUACGUACGGGCACGUGAUGUGGGUGGGGUGAGAUAACGUACCGUACCUACCACGAGUAUUGAGUUCGAAGUUUAGAUGAGAAUUGGCCUGUGCCAACCUUGGUGCAUGGGCGGGAAAAUGUUCGGGGUCUAAUUUCAGCAGCUUGGCAAAAAAAGUGAAAAACAAACUAUCAUCCCUAUCUUUUAAAUGGCAAACCUCCCAAAAAUUUGGGGGAUUUUAUGUGUUUGGUUGCUUUUUUUUUUUUUUUUUUUUUGCUAGGGUAACAAAGUACGUGCUGAAAUCCAAUUUGAAAAUGCUUUGCCGAUGAGCUUCAGUAUACGCAUCGUUUUCUUAUUAGAUAGAAGCGGAGACGUUAUGGCUGUAGAUUUCACUCUAGAGAGGGUAUCGCUGUACUUGACAGAAAUAGCCCCUGAUGGCCUUGGUGUAACUUCAAGUGUUUGUUAGGUAUUCCGGAUUUCUGAUUUUUUACUUUUGGGGGGGGAGGGGGUUUGGUUGGGGCUUUUUUUUUUUAGGAGGGGGGGUGCUUCAUAUAAGUUUUGUGUUGAAACAAGAUGCAGGCUUAUAAGACAAUCUGAUCCAUAAAUGCUGAAUCCCCACACACGCACAUCGCCACAGGGUCCGAAUGUUCAGGAUUAAUUUUUCAGAGCCAGUUGGUACCUCUGAUAGUUUGUAAAACUCGAUAGAGUGGUACCGCUAGACUUUCUCAAAGCCAGCUCUUGCCAAAAUGUCUCCCCCUCUAUAAGUGCUGCCACGCUCCUUUCUGGCGUCGUGAUGGUCUUCACGGGUCUCAUCAAGCAGCGUAAAAUUGUAGAUUGUCACCCAAAUGGUGCAAAAAACAAACUUAUGGCCUGCUUUCCAUGGUACCUCUUAGUUCCAGUUCAAUCUCAAUUUAAACUUUCGCUCAUAAAUUUUGGUACUUAUGCAGACAGCAAGAAAGCAGCUUACCUGAGUGCGAAACAGUGUUGUUCACAUUUAUGUUUCUGUUUGUGUAAGAUGGUGCGGUUUUAUUGGAAGUGUGAACUGGACAAAAGUUUCAACAGGUUACUUGAUUUUCUUCGGUAGAUUGUACAUUUUUUACUUCCCCAUCAACGCAGAUAGGCCUAUUGAUGUUCGACAUCAUGUAAACGUCUGAAUGGAGCCGAGGGCUUGUUCGAGACUGCCAUGCCUUAAGAUGGAAUAAUCUGUUGCGUCAAGCAUAAUAAACUCAUAAUACUUAAAUCUGCUUUGUGUCUGGUUGGGGAAAGGAGGGGGGGUUGUUGAUGGGAUGGCUGACACGAGUUGUUAAGAAGCAAAGGGAGAUUGAAUUGUUGUUGAAACAAUGAACUGGUUGUGUACUGUACAGCCUAAGCGUAUGGUGUAUAUUGAAAUACUCUCUUGAUGCUUGUGUGUGUGUGUGUGUGUGUGUGUGUGUGUGUGUGUAUGUCUGUGCGUGCAUGUGUGUGUGUACGUGCAUGUGUGUGUGUGUGUACGUGCGUGUGUAUGUUUGUGUGUGUGUGUGUGUGUGUGUCUGUGUGUGUGCUUGUUUACUUUACUGUACUGUACUUUUAGCUGUUGCAAUAUUGUAAUUUCAUGACUGUCAUAAAUGCGUUGGCUUUAGUCCAUCCAUCCGUUCAUGCAAAUGCAUCUCCAUGUUUAGUAGUUCAGAAUUAUCGAAAAACAGCAGGGUGCUCUCUUGGUUGAGAUUUUCAUAAUGAUAGGUACCUUGUUUCUUCCACACUAUCAUUAUUAUGUCUUCGUUUAUCCUGUCUCCAUGUCCUGAAAGUGCCAGAACACGUCAUUAAUUGCUAUAUUUCCCAUAUAAUAACCAAUUACUCAAGCAUACAGCACGAAAUAAUUUUGUAAUAUGUGCUGUUAUUUUUGUGCUUUUCUUACGUGUAUGUUGUUGGGGAUUUUUUAAGGGGAGGGGGGAGCAGGGGUUCUUUUGGAUUUUUUAUUUCUGCACAUUUCUAACAAAUAUUACAAUGUUAGUACUGCCAAUCUUACAUCGUAUUAUAUCUGUCAUCAAACAAUGUCUCAUAGCAAUGACUGGAAUAGAGAUGGUAAAAAAACGCAAAAAAUGAAACAAGCAG